CUCGGCAGAGGGGGGUGUUGACAGGAGAAAGAAAGGGGGGAGGUGGAGGGAGACUCAAUUGGACUGGCCCGGCUCACUUGCACCGCAGACCCUGCAGCAGGACAGCGGAGGCCCGGGGAGGUUUACCGAGGAGGGCCGCGGAGGAAAAAAAAGGAGGGGGGUGGGAUCUCCAGGUGGACAGGACACGGAGGGUGGGGAGGGGGACACACACACACACACACACACACUCAUACAAGGGGGGGGAUGCAGCAGGACGCCGGUCUCGGAAGGAUCCCGCUCGAUUCCUCCUCGCAUUCCGCAGGGCUGUAAUGAUGGUGGUGAUGCACCGGGAGCAGAGAUCCGCGCAGAGCCCGACACACUGCACCACAGCCCCGCACCCUUACCGCCGCAGGGACAGACGCAAGAGCGGAUUUUCAGAGCGACGCUUGAGCCGAGCGAGCGGGUGAAACCACCUUUGCGGCUCCAUUCAUACUUCCGAAGCCCAUCUGCGGGGAUGCGACGGGGGUCUGAGGCGAGCCCGGUGCUGCUGCUGCUGCUGCUGCUGCGUUUUCCACCACCGCUUCGGAUGAGCACGCACGGCUUGUUUUGAGCAGAGCAGAAGUGGAGGGGGGAAAGAUGUUGGUGCGAUGCUACCGGGGCAGGCUGUCGAUCUGGGCCGUUCUGUGCCUGCUGGUGCUCUGCUGGUUCUACGUGUACCCGGUCUACAGGCUCCCCCGCGAUAAAGACAUAGUGGAGGAGGUGCUGAGGCAGGGGGAGGCAUGGCAGAGGAACCAGACGGGCAUCGAUUUAUACAGGAAGUUGCUGAGGGAAUGCUGCAACCCGAGGCAGAUGUUUGCAGUGACCAAGGAGAACUCGCCGAUAGGAAAGGUCCUUUGGUACGAUGGGGAGUUUUACCACAAGCACACGGUCACCAACGAGACCUACUCGCUCUUUGUGCAGGACAACCCUCUGCAGCUGCCCCUGAAGAAGUGCGCGGUGGUGGGCAACGGCGGCAUCCUCAGGAACAGCAAGUGCGGACGGGACAUCGACCAAGCCGACUUCAUCAUGCGGUGUAACCUUCCGCCGCUCUCAAAGGAAUAUGUGGAGGACGUGGGGACCAGAACACAUCUGGUUACAGCCAACCCCAGCAUCAUAGAGAAAAGAUUUCAGAACCUCCUGUGGUCAAGAAAAAGCUUCGUGGACAGCAUGAAGGUCUACAGCCCCAGCUACGUCUACAUGCCGGCGUUUUCCAUGAAGCCUGGCACCAGCCCAUCGCUGCGGGCGAGUUACGCGCUGACCGACAGCUCCUCCAACCUCACCAUGCUCUUUGCCAACCCCGAAUUCCUGCUCUCCGUGGGCAAAUUUUGGAAAGCCCGCGACGUGCACGCCAAACGCCUCUCCACGGGGCUCUUCCUGGUCAGCUUGGCCCUGGGGCUGUGCGAGGACGUGACGGUCUACGGCUUCUGGCCGUUUUCCGUCGACCUGGACGAGCGACCGGUCAGCCACCAUUACUACGACAACAUCCUGCCCUAUAAGUGGUUCCACGCCAUGCCUGAGGAGUUUGUGCAGCUUUGGCAACUGCACAAAAGCGGCACGCUGCGCAUGAGGGUGGGGCGCUGCCCCCCUCAGGAAGGAGGGAGUUAGACCGCCUUGAGGAGUGAAGAGAUAGCGGUCGGCUGAUGCUUAGAGGAGGCAGAUGAAGACAUUUGGGUUGGCGGCAAGGUGUCACGGUGAAAUAAAUGAGUGCGCAUAUUUCCUCUGAGGAUCCUCUGUGUCUGUAAACACUCCUGCUGUAACCCCGGCUAAUCCCUAAUUAUCAUGAGAAUGUCCUCCACCCAGACCAGCAGCGUCAGGGCCACCAUACACAGAGACACACGCAGGCACACACAGUGUAAAAUAUUCAUACAUUCCCAAAACCUGCCAUAUAGCUCCCCUUGUGUGUGUGUGCAUGGAUGUGUGCUUUAAUGGAUGGCAUCAGCUGGGACUAAUAAUUGUGAAAGUGUGUGGGGAUGGAUGUAUGGGUGGGUGGGGGAUGGAUUUUGUAUGCUGACUACUGUAUCUGAGUGACAUAUGGGGCAGCUGGACCAAACCCCCUUCGGGGUCUUUGUUAAACAGAGACAGAAGGAGUGGAGGACCGGGGGGAAUAAUAAAACGCACUGAAAGACUGGUGAGAUGCAAGGAACGGGGGAGAGAUAAUGGCGUCCUGGUACCUAGUAGCUUGAAUAGACGUGAAAUUUAAUGCACGGAGAAAAAAGAAUGGCAGGGGGGGAGAAGGAGUGAAAGCUGGCUGGUAUGUGUAUGAAAGGAUUUUUUUUUUUUUUUUCUUUCCUGCUUUUCUUCAACCGAGCGCUUGAUUGGCAUUCUGUGGUGCCAAAUAGAGCUUUAGUUCAAAGCAGGAGCCAUUAGAAAUGGAGUCUUAAGUACUAUAUCCCCGAGAAUGUUUAGCCAAGUUGCAUUUUUAACCCUUUACUGAAAAAGGGAACACGAGUACACCCCCGAGUGUCCACGUAUUGUUUUUGUUUGCCAAAUGUGAUUUUUUUUUUGUUUGUUUUUUUUUGUCAGGAAUAAUGUGAAUUCUGUUUUAGGUUCAUCAUCAAGGGAGAAAACAUUAUCGUCAUGUAUAAUCAGAAAUGGACGUUUUGCUACGGGACAAAAAAAAACAACACAUAGGUACCUCACCGUUCAUUGAUGUUUCAUCUUCAUCAUCACUGAGUGACUCUUUAGUACAAUCCAUUCACAGGCAGGCUCUUUAGAUAAGAAACAGCCUAACCCACUUCUUUAGAGGGCCUGCUGGAAGUCAUCUCUUGGUAACUGUACUAUACUUGUCAAGUGCCAAGCCAAGGGAACAGUGGUCUCUUUCAUACGCAGCCCUGCGCUGCUCUUGUGAGACACUGAUAUAAACUGAGGUAGUGACAGAAAAAGACAGAGGACUCCGUGUCACAAAGUGGCAUUUUAAUCUUUUUUUUUUAUUGUUUGUUUUUUUUCAUUUUUAGAUGCAGAACACCUGAUAGGUUAAAUUGUGAUUUUAUUCAUGUAAUUAUUGUUAUCACUUUACAUCGGAGCGCAGGAAUAACUGAGCCUCUGCUGUGCUCCAUUUUUAUUUUUUAUUUGAAUUCUUUGCAUUUUUAUUUGCACAAGGGAAACAUAACUUGCUCAUGUAGAAGCCAAGGCAACAGGCAGAUGGUUGUUUUUGUUUUUAAUUAUAUAUAUAUAUAUAUAUAUACUUGCAGGCCUUGCAGAUGAAAAACAAUGUACUUGAUUUGAUUUCUUCAAAAUGUUAUUUAAGAGUGAUAGAUGUGACUGUGCCAUACUGUCGAUAGCAAAGGACGACUCUGCAUGGAAAGUGCAUGGAGUGUACCACAAUCCUUAAAAAUACUCCUCAAACUCAAGGUUCAGAACAUGUUUAUAGGUUAGUGCUUUAUGGUCUUAUCCAAUCUGUUAAAAUGAACAAGGUCCAGUGCCUUUGUGACGCAUUAAGGCAAAAAGAAUCAUUGAAACGAGGGAUAUUUCUAAUGCUGUGUUUGAUUUUCUUGGCUUGUCUUCGGAUCCCUUGGACAGCACGUGAUGUAUCAAUAAUCCCCGACGUGUAAAAUUCGAAUGAAUUACACGCAGCUGGGCCAAGUUCUAAAGUGGAAAAAGUCAAAUUACGUCCAGUCCAAACGCACAUGAGGCUCUUCAAGACUGGGAACUGAACUUUCUGAACACUUUGACCAAUUCAUUUUACUACUUCUACUUUCUCUUGUGAUGUUUCUUAUUUGCACCUUUAUUUUUUUUUAUUUUUUGGGGUUUUGUUUUGUCUCCUGCCCAGUAUUGUGAAUGAGUGAGAUGUGACAUAGUGUGAAUUUUAAGUAAGCAUGAUGUUUUUUAAAUGUGUAUGUGCUUUUGGUACACAGAUUUUUUAUAUAUUUUCGUUAUGUUCGGAUCCAUGCCCUCAUUCCAUGCUAUCUGAGUGACCGCUCAGCUGAGAUCUGUCGUGGAAAAGGGAACGGAAUCUGUGAUGUAAAUAUCGGUCCGCUAGCAAAAAAAGAAAAAAAAGACCAAUUAGAUUUAGAUCUCCUUUUAAAAGUUUUUCAAAAGCUCAGCUCAAGUUCUCGUAAAUUGCACUUGCGUUCUUCCUGCUUGCAUUCAUGUGGAACCCGCGAGUCAGUUCCUAAAACACAGUCAUUCGGUCUCAACAGGUUUCGUUAUGACGUAGCGCAGAAGAACACAUCAGAGCAACGCUGUCUCCAUCAGUAACAAGGGCAGCAUACGUUAGCAGUUAUUUUUCAUUAACAUUCCACUCACAGGUUUUAUAUCAAGUCAGGAAUGUUUGCUUUCUCGCUCUUGUGUCUGUGCAUUAAAUAUGAAGCUACAGCUAGCUGCUCAACUUAGCUACAUUUUGCUGUUUUUGCAUUUCCUACAUAUUAAACCAACAAGAUAUACCAAGUUAUUUACACCACAUUUAGCAACCUUGGAGAGCCUGGCUAGCUGUUUCCAGUCCUUAUGCUAAGCUAGGCUAACUCACUGCUGGCUGUAGCUUCACAUUUAGGAUACAAGAGGGACGUCAUGUAAACGCAUUUCCUAAAAUAUCAAACUAUUUCUUUGAAAGGUGCCGGCGUAAAGCGAGAAGGAAAAGCCAAACAGACCAAAAUAGAGCGUGGCAUACACACAAUGGCGGCCUUGUGGUGUCCUUCCUUUCCUGUCAAGGCCAACUUGACACAUUCAUCAGUCGACAGUAUGUGUGGCUGCAGGGAAACCGAUUGGUUAGAUUCUGGCCCCUGGAAAGGUCACGUGUUCGAACACCGCAGCAGCCUCGUGAUCAAACGUCCUUUAAGCGGACGCUCCUCCUGCUGCGUGAUUACAAAGUGAAACCUGCCACCGUGUGUGUGUGUCAAACUAUUAGUUCUGUAGCCUCAUGAUGAUCAAGUCUUACACUUUUCAGUCUUGGCAGCAGGAAAACAAGUUGCUCAUGCUGAUGUCAGACUGCAGAGUCCCAAAUGUUACAUGUAAUUACUUCAAGCCAAGUUUUUCUGUCUGUGUGUCUUCGCCUACCAUGUGCAAACUUUGCCUGAAAUGACAUGAUUAACUUAAUGUGUUCUGGGUUCAAUACGACGAGAAAUGAAUUUGUUUUAAUCUGAUGAAACUACUCGAUGUUUUGGUGGGAAAGUAUUAUCAAGUCAAUGCCACUACAUGUAGGAGUUUUAGCAUCUUUUUAAAUUCUUUUUGUCUGCUUUCAGCCCCUUAAGCUCUGCUGAAAAUGGACAAACUGUUCAAAGGAUGGUGGCAUAAAUUGGUAUUUUUGGAUGUGAAUUUACAAAUUCACAGCGCAUAGUGGCUUCAAAUCCCAAUCUUUAGGCAUUUUAGUAAAUCAUGUUAAAACAAAUAAUCACGUGUAAAUACAGUCUGACCCAAGUUGGAUGAAUAUGGGUCCAGAGGGCUCAACUUUCCUACAAGUUUGAAUAUUUAAUGUUAUGCCGAGCUUUUUUUGUUUUAAACGUGUAAAUGUACUUUAUUUGCCUUGAUUGACUGAAUUUGAUACAAAAAGAUGAAGGAAAAAAAAAACACCUUUUUGAAGGUAUUGCUCUUUGCGCUACUCCGACUUCCACAUCCUUCACUCAUUCAGAUCAUCCGAUGUGAACGACCCUGCCUGAGCAUGUUAAAAAUACAUCAGAACUGCUGUUUAAAGUAAACCAGUAGUGUGUGUGCCACCUGGAUAAAACUGUGAAGGAUAAAUACCAGAAAAAAAAUUAAAAUAAUGAAAACAACCAUAUCCAUAUACAAGGUGAACACCGGAAUCCAAUAAAAAAGGAAAAUAAAACGUC
Molecule: messenger RNA, 5780 nt
Organism: Stegastes partitus (bicolor damselfish)
Lineage: Eukaryota; Metazoa; Chordata; Actinopteri; Pomacentridae
Gene: st8sia1
Product: ST8 alpha-N-acetyl-neuraminide alpha-2,8-sialyltransferase 1
Exons: 5
Coding region: 616-1623 (335 amino acids)
Biological process (GO): oligosaccharide metabolic process; N-glycan processing
Molecular function (GO): alpha-N-acetylneuraminate alpha-2,8-sialyltransferase activity
Source: RefSeq, a predicted model, not a curated record